Messenger RNA from Patiria miniata (bat star), 570 nucleotides. RefSeq lists its product as uncharacterized. Bases 238 to 570 code for a protein of 110 amino acids. The transcript is spliced from 4 exons. NCBI's taxonomy places the organism in Eukaryota, Metazoa, Echinodermata, Asteroidea, Valvatida, Asterinidae. The record is from RefSeq and is a predicted model, not a curated record.
CUCGUUUGAUGCUUGAUAAGUGACCGUACCCGGCUACCGAACAAAAGUAUUACAGCGUCGGUGAAAGCCAGGAACAUUUUUAUUGCGCUAUAUUCUGCAAGUGCUUCAUUCCGUUGUUGGCGGCAAGUCGAUAGUGCAUCGGAGUAAUAAGAUUUCACCUUCCUUCGUGGUUCCGUUUUUUGUGUGUGUGUGUUCUAAACUUUGCGCGAGUAACCAUCGCCCAUUUUGAACCGCCCAAUGGCUCUGUACAUGCCCUUUGCAACCUUUCUGGCCGUCAUUUGUGUGCAUUUGGUGGGAGUGGAGAGCCAUGCAAAAACGUGUUACUUCGGUCCUCCUCCGGAGCCAUCACCGGGAGAAGACUGGAUGACAGCAGCGAUGCGAGAGAUACGCAAACGUUGCCCUGGCCAGAUCAGCAGUAAGACAAUUGACAGUGGGCCCGUUUGCUCUGAGGAGGGCCCUCUUGGGAUGAAGGAUGGGCGUAUCCCUGGUGACAGCAUCACAGCUUCGUCUUAUUAUAGCUCUCAGUAUUAUGGAACCGACGCAUCGCGGCUGGAUCACACAGCUUCUUGA